Molecule: messenger RNA, 1824 nt
Organism: Penicillium maclennaniae
Lineage: Eukaryota; Fungi; Ascomycota; Eurotiomycetes; Eurotiales; Aspergillaceae
Exons: 5
Coding region: 1-1824 (607 amino acids)
Biological process (GO): transmembrane transport
Molecular function (GO): transmembrane transporter activity
Source: RefSeq, a predicted model, not a curated record
AUGUCAAAACCUAACUCUACUGAAGCUUUGCCUGGGCCAGCUCCCUCAUCACACCCUGAGGCAUCAUAUCACAUCCUGUCUAACAAGCAAAAAUGGAAUCUUGUCAUCUUCGUCUCGUUGGCGGCCUCGUUCUCGCCGCUGUCUUCGAAUAUAUAUUUCCCCGCGAUUGACACCAUAUCUAAGGAUCUAGGAGUAAAUGCGUCCCUUAUAGCCCUUACUAUCACGGUAUAUAUGGUGGUUCAGGGUAUUGCUCCCUCUCUCCUAGGUGCCAUCUUGGAUGCUUGCGGCCGUCGCCUCACGUUUACAAUAACACUCACCAUUUAUACUGUGGCCAACCUCGCCCUGGCGUUCACUUCUAACUAUCCAAUGUUGAUGGUACUUCGUGGCCUUCAGGCGGCAGGACCUGCAGCGACUAUUAGCAUUAGUGCUGGUGUCGUUGCUGAUAUUGCUUGCCCAGAAGAACGCGGUCGUUUCAUAGGGACAAAUGCUGGCGUUCGCAUGACGGGUCAAGCAAUUGGCCCAAUCAUUGGAGGCGUGUUGGAUAGCCUAUGGGGCUUUCGAAGCAUAUUUUGGCUGCUUUUCAUCCUAAGCGUGAUUGUCCUUGGCGCGCUCCUAAUUUUCCUUCCGGAAACACAGCGUAGCAUAGCAGGCAACGGCACCACCGUUAAAAACAAUGCUGGAACGAGCAGUCCCUCGAAGCCUCCAGCACCACUAUCAUUCAAGAAAGCGCUCAGUCCUCUUGCCUACCUCCUUGAAAAGGACAUCGCCGUGCUUUUGGCCUGGGGCGCUGUGGCUUAUACAGCAUGGAACAUGGUGGCAUCUUCUACCACAACAAUGCUGCUGCUCGGCUUUCCUUUUCUUGCACAAUGGCAGAUUGGGCUAUGUUUCCUCCCAAACGGGCUAGGCUGCAUCUUAGGCUCGCUCAGUACCGGCUGGAUUCUGGACCAGAGCUUCACUCGGGCCCUGGUGCGAUACAAGGAGGAACACGGCAUCCCUCCGGAAGAACGUUUUGUUCAUAGACGCGACUUCUCCUAUGUGCGGGCCCGUCUACGCCUCAUGCCUAUCUUUAGCAUUGUUCUCGUGAUCUCUUUGGCGCUUUACGGACCAAGUUUUGAGUUCAAUGACUUACGGCAACGGUUUGGUCCAAAUUUAGCCGCCCCACUUAUUCUUCAAUUUCUGAUUGCCUUCUCGGCCACUGCUAUAUUGAACAUCAACUCAACUGUGCUGAUUGAUUGCUUCCCGGAGCGACCUGCGAGUGCGACAGCGCUCAACAACUUGUGCCGAUGUCUACUGGGGGCGGUGGGAGUAAGCGUCAUCCAGCCAUUGAUUGGUACCACAAAGGCGAUGAUAGCGUUCUUCAUUGUGAGCGGUGUCGUGUUUCUGUUCACUCCACUGAUUUGGGUGGAUGGAAAUGGGGGGAGAGGUGGAGGCAAGAAAGAGAAGAGAAAAUGGCUCAAGAUCAAGGCGAGCUCUAGACUCUCCACGGUUCAAUCUCUCCUGCUGAACGCGAUGGAGGCCUCGAAACCUAUCCCGGACCAAAACAAAGAAGCCCCGCAGUUGAAUGAAGUGCCGCCCCAGAGCGAUGAAGCUGAGCCACAGCCCCCUUCCGACCCCAAACCUUGCCUGCAGGAGGCGACCCGGAAAGAUGUCUUGGUAACCGAGCCAUUUCAACCUGUAUUGGAGGCGCCAGCAGAUCUCGAACGCGACGAUCCGCAACUCGCGUUUCAAGCAGCUGGGCUUGUGGGGCUCUAUCGUCGUCUUCGGGCGUCAUGCGUGUCUAAAUACCUCGACUGCGAGAAACAACUGAAACCAAUCAAACUUUGA